Molecule: messenger RNA, 1242 nt
Organism: Hypanus sabinus (Atlantic stingray)
Lineage: Eukaryota; Metazoa; Chordata; Chondrichthyes; Myliobatiformes; Dasyatidae
Product: epsilon-sarcoglycan-like
Exons: 11
Coding region: 1-1242 (413 amino acids)
Cellular component (GO): sarcoglycan complex; membrane
Molecular function (GO): calcium ion binding
Source: RefSeq, a predicted model, not a curated record
AUGGCAAUACAGAGAGCUUGGAUUUAUUCUUCUGCAGUAUUCGUGACUACAAUAUGUUCCAUAUUCACUGAUCAGAAUGUGAACCACACCGCAGAGGUCUUUUUCAUGCGUGUAUUAGAGAGGGACUACUUUCAAGAAGGGUUUCAAUCCUUUCAAGAAGCACGUGGUAUAGUUACCAGUACCCCCAUCACUUUCAGCACCAACUUAUACGACCACCCUGAUCGUCCUCGCUGGCUUCGUUUCAUUCAACGCACCGCAUACCAUGAUGGAAUUCUUUAUGGAACACCAACUAAGAGAGAUGUUGGACAGAAAAUAAUUGAAGUCACUGCUGUUAAUAGGAAGACAUUUGAGACAACAAGGCAAAACAUUGUCAUUAAUGUUGAAGAACCAUUAGGCUUGACAUUGCCCUACCAUGUUGAGUUCUAUGUGAAAAACAGAAAUGUGGAUGAAGUAUUGCCCUUGGAAAUGCAACAGUAUUUCCUGCACAGACUGUCAAUCAUUUGGGGGUCAAAUCAUUUGAUCAUGAUCAACAUCACCUCGGCACUGGACAGAGGAGGUCGCGUUCCAUUGCCUCUCCCAGGAAGGAAAGAGGGUGUGUAUAUAAAAGUUGGUUCCAAUAUUCCCUUUCCUUCUUGCCUGGAGGAGGAAGUACUUCACGGCGAGCAGUGCAGUGAACAAAUGGGACCCAUCAACUGUGAAGAUGCAUUUAGUCCUCAGUUUAUUAUUGAUUGGUGCAAUAUUUUAUUGAUUAAUAAAUCCAAGCCAGCUUUACCUGAAGCUGAUGUGGUUCCUGGGGAUGGUACCCUUACUGAUAGUGCAGAAUACAGUCCACCUUCAGAUUUCCUCGAAACCAGGGACUAUUAUUUGGACUAUGUGGUCACAAUUACGGUUCCUUUAGCAAUUGCACUGUUUCUGUGUCUCAUCCUUGCUUACAUAAUGUGUUGCCGGCGAGAAGGAGUGGAAAAACGAGAUGCAAAGACUUCAGAUAUUCAACUUGUCCAUCACCAUUCAAUUCAAGAUGAUACCAAUGAACUCAGGAAUCUGGCUAAGAGCAGGGAUGGCUUGCGGCCUCUAUCCACUCUCCCCAUGUUUAAUGCAAGAACUGGAGAAAGGGCACCUUCUCGACUCCCCUUUAAUUCUGAUACAUCCAGAGUUCCUCUUAUUUUGGACCAACAGGAACCACAUAGUGAUCCUUAUCCCAGAACCCAGCCAAAGACUCAACAGCAAAAAGACGUUGGUUAG